This is a messenger RNA of Dendrobium catenatum, 1773 nucleotides long. RefSeq names its product protein NRT1/ PTR FAMILY 5.2-like. Gene Ontology annotation, cellular component: membrane. The record is from RefSeq and is a predicted model, not a curated record. The coding region runs from base 1 to 1773 and encodes 590 amino acids. The transcript has 4 exons. Gene Ontology annotation, biological process: transmembrane transport. Gene Ontology annotation, molecular function: transmembrane transporter activity. Lineage: Eukaryota; Viridiplantae; Streptophyta; Magnoliopsida; Asparagales; Orchidaceae.
AUGGCAGAUGUUGAGCAUGGUGAGAUGUCUCUUGGAGACGAAUACACAAAGGAUGGAACGGUGGAUCUUAAAGGACACCCUUCUCUUAGAUCAAAGGGAGGGAAGUGGACUGCUUGCUUCUUCAUUUUUGCAUCAGAAAUGUUCGAGAGGGUGGCUUAUUUUGGGAUAGCACCAAAUCUAGUAUUUUAUCUGACAAAUCAGCUCCAUCAAGGCACUGUAACUUCGGCAAACAAUGUCACCAAUUGGAUGGGAACAACAAUGAUGACACCAAUCCUAGGCGCAUAUAUUGCAGAUGCUUAUCUCGGUCGAUAUUGGACCUUAAUAAUCUCCUUCAUAAUCUACUUAUUGGGAAUGAGCUUUUUGACCCUUACUGUGUCACUGCACUCGCUACAGGCAACGCCGUGCAAUUUAUCAAACACCGACCAAGAUUGCAACAACCACAUUUCUCGGUUUCAUGCCAACCUUUUCUUUUGUUCACUUUAUGUUAUAGCUGUUGGUGUUGGUGGAAUGAAGGCAAAUUCAUCCACUUUUGGGGCCGACCAAUUUGACAAUUUCAAUUCCAAGGAGCGAGCUCAAAAGGUUUCCUUCUUCAAUUGGUGGACGGUCGCCAUCUUCAUCGGCAAUCUAUUCUCUUGCACAGUCCUCGUCUACGUCCAGGAUAACGUUGGCUGGUCUUUUGGAUACGUUCUAUCAACAAUUAUGAUACUUAUUGCGAUAUGUUUGUUAUUAGUCGGCACUCCAACGUACAGGCAUAGGGUGCCUUCUGGUAGUCCUUUCACCAAGUUAGCCCAAGUGUUUGUCACGGCAACAAGGAAAUGGAAUGCGCCCAUCCCUGAAGAUUCAGAACAUUUAUUCGAACUUGACGAGCAAUAUUAUUCCAAGGAGGGAAAGCAUAAAAUAAAUCACACUGAUUCGCUCAGGUUCCUUGAUAAGGCAGCAGUGAAGACCGAGAAGUCCUCAGACAAUCCAUGGAAGCUUUGUCCAGUGACUCAAGUAGAAGAAACAAAGCAAAUGAUGAAGUUGCUUCCAGUGUUUUUUGUGACGAUCAUACCAAGCGUUAUGAUAGCUCAAGUGCUAACUCUGUUUGUGAAGCAAGCAGCAACACUUGACCGUAGUAUCGGCCCUCAAUUCAGCAUACCACCUGCAAGCCUCUCAGCUUUCUAUGUCAUCGCCAUUAUAGUCACUGUUGUGCUCUAUGAUCGAUGGUUUGUUCCAUUAUGCAGAAAGCACACAAAGAAUCCGCGUGGAAUAACAUUACUGCAGAGAAUUGGCGUAGGCCAAGUAGUGUAUAUUGUUGUGAUGAUCAUGACAGCCUUCAUAGAGAGAUGGAGAUUGAGCAUAGUGAGAGAAAAAGGACUUGUUCAUCAGAAUACAGAGGUUCCAUUAACUGUGUUUGCUCUUUUGCCACAGUUUUUGGGCAUAGGAUUUGCAGCAAUGUUGGUUGAAGUUGGAAAGAUGGAGUUUUUCUAUGAUCAAUCUCCGGAGAAGAUGAAGAGUUUGGGGGCUUCCAUCUACACUUCGAGCUUGGGAGUAAGCUACUUUCUCAGUAGUUUUCUUCUGUCGAUUGUGUCCAAAGUGACAAAGAUGGGCAAUAAUGAUGGAUGGAUAGUGAAUAACCUGAACGCAUCUCAUCUCGACUAUUACUAUGGGUUUUUAGUUGGUCUGAUUGUCGUUAAUUUUGUCUUGUUUUUGGUCGUUUCGAAGUUUUAUGUUUAUAAUAGUGUUGUUGGCAAGUGUGAGGAGGAGACGAAGGAAACAACGGUGCCAGAGUAG